Molecule: messenger RNA, 189 nt
Organism: Dentiscutata erythropus
Lineage: Eukaryota; Fungi; Glomeromycota; Glomeromycetes; Diversisporales; Gigasporaceae
Source: the annotation of a GenBank genome assembly
AAAGAACCAACAAUAACUGAAGUACAAGAGGAACUUCCAAAAAAAAACAUUUCUGUUCCAAACUUGGAAGAAAACCCCAAGGAGAAUGCUGAAAACCUAACUAAUCUUGAUACAAUGAUGAUAUAUACAGAAGAGGUAACUAAGAAGAAUGAUGAAACUGAUGACAAGCUAAAAUCUUUCUACAUCUAA